Molecule: messenger RNA, 1128 nt
Organism: Sinocyclocheilus anshuiensis
Lineage: Eukaryota; Metazoa; Chordata; Actinopteri; Cypriniformes; Cyprinidae
Product: cAMP-dependent protein kinase catalytic subunit PRKX-like
Exons: 4
Coding region: 529-1128 (199 amino acids)
Biological process (GO): protein phosphorylation
Cellular component (GO): cytosol; cAMP-dependent protein kinase complex
Molecular function (GO): ATP binding; cAMP-dependent protein kinase activity
Source: RefSeq, a predicted model, not a curated record
AUGUUUUGAAGGGGAAAUGGGUUCAGAUUUCUUUGAUGGGGACGGAAGAGGGAAUUAAAUAAUUUAAAUGUCUCUUAUGUCUGGCAAUAUACAUUAAGCGACUAUCAACCAGCGUCCAUGCCGUAUCCUUGCUCCUGAAAAAUUCGACUGGAUAACCUCCUGGAUUCGUAAGACUGAAGUUUGAAUCCUGUCCGCUCCUGGCUUUGUUAACGUAACGUUACAGUAGUCGUGCAGGGGACGUCCGUAAUAAAGUGCAGAAUAAAAGAAAGUACCAUUGACAUGAAUCGCUUGAAAUUUUAACGACUUGUUGUUUACUAGUGUUUUCAGUCCUGAUAAAUGUCUGGCUACCAGGCGAUGAAAAGCAGAGGGUCUCAGUCUGGUUUAUGCGAACAAAGGAUAUGUUAACUUGACCGAAACAGAUCAAUGUGUGUGUGUUAUCAAAAGCUUUUUCCAAAAGCGGAAAUUCUGGACUUGGUAUCUAGACGUGGCCAUUAAUGUGGCUAGAGUUAGAAAAGCAUACGGAAGAAGAUGGCAGCAACUAAAGGCAAAGCUGGACUACAUAGUGAAAGCAGUUCUGGUCGGGAUAGUGGCAGGACAGACGCAGGCAGUCCCACGUUAUCCGCAGGGGCCGCAUCCCUGACCACCAACAGGACCUACACACUAGAUGACCUGGACACUAUUGCCACUGUUGGUACAGGAACCUUUGGAAGGGUUUUUCUGGUGAAGGAUAAAAAGACAAGAGGUUUCUUUGCUCUGAAAGCGAUGAAAAUCCCAGAUGUGAUUCGCCUGAAGCAGGAGCAACACGUACAUAAUGAGAAAGAGGUUCUGACGGAGGUGAACCAUCCGUUCCUUGUCAGACUGUUCUGGACGCACCAUGAUGAUCGUUUCCUGUACAUGUUAAUGGAAUAUGUGAAUGGUGGUGAACUCUUCAGCUAUUUACGCAGCCGAGGGCGUUUCAGCAACAGCACUGGAAUGUUUUAUUCAGCUGAAAUUGUGUGUGCCAUUGAAUACCUUCACUCCAAAGAAAUCGUCUACAGAGACCUGAAACCAGAGAAUAUACUGCUGGACAAUGAAGGGCACAUUCGAUUGACAGAUUUCGGGUUCGCAAAAAAGCUCUCAGAAAGCUGA